Molecule: messenger RNA, 873 nt
Organism: Stylophora pistillata
Lineage: Eukaryota; Metazoa; Cnidaria; Anthozoa; Scleractinia; Pocilloporidae
Product: thialysine N-epsilon-acetyltransferase
Molecular function (GO): N-acetyltransferase activity
Source: RefSeq, a predicted model, not a curated record
GCUCCUUUUUUUUUGUUCUUAUCACAUUUUGACCACAUCUGUGAUCUUUCACAGAACAAAUGCUAUUGUAUUAUUUAACAGAAACAAAGAGGUUUCGAAGAUGCUGCAAAUUCUGUCUAUUUUGUAGAAAUGCGGAGGGAUGGAUUUGGAGAGAUGCCAUGGUUCAGCUGUCUGAUGGCAGAAGAAGUGAACCUCAAUGAAGAAAAGAACUGCAGUCUACCAAAGAAAAAGGCAGUUGGUUAUGCAUUAUUUUUCAACAUCUAUUCUACGUGGGAUGGGCGAUCUUUAUAUCUGGAAGACCUUUAUGUUGACCCAGCUUUUAGAGGAAAAGGAAUUGGGAAAGAGAUGUUGAGGAAAGUGGCUGGGGUAGCUGUGGAGAAAGGUUGUGCCAGAGUUGACUGGAAUGUUCUUCAUUGGAACAAAAUUGCAACAGAUUUCUAUGACAAACUUGGAGCAGUGUGCUUAGAUGAAUGGCGUCUGUAUCGCCUAACCGGACAAAGUUUGCUGGAAUUUGCUGGCAAGGAACGUUUAUAGUACACAGGACUGUGGCCUAGCAACACCGGGUGGCCCCUGGCACCUUACUUUUUCUCUUGGGUGACAGUUUUUUUUAUAUUAAAACAUAUGCUGAGCACCCUGUAUUUCAAAGUUUCAGAGCACUGGGCUCCCUUCAGUUUUUCUUAGAGUGCAGUCUUGGUACACCUAUACCAGUAUGCUUGUAAAAUUCUCUGGUGGUAGAUUUUGAAAAAUUAUGAGUUGAAAAGUGGAUGAACAAUCCACUACUUGUGCAAAAAGCUGUUCUCUCAUUGGACCAUUCAAGAUUUUGUGACGAGAUGAACUGCCGCUGCACUUACAUGAUUAAAAAAUUUGAAUCUG